AUGCUAAAGUUUGCAAAGCCAAGCAGGACCACGGGUCAGAACUUGGUCGGACUCUGGCGACCCUCGUUCACGCGCGUCGACCAGAAACUAUAUCUCUUUGGAGGAGGAGGACAUGUCACCAAUGACCUUCACGUCCUCGACCUCGUUACCAUGCAUUGGGACUGUAUCGUGGCCAAGGACGGUGUCCCACCUACCAAGCGAUAUGGACAUACUGCAGUCCUAUGGAACCAGAACAUCAUCAUCUUUGGUGGUGCGAAUGAGUACACGGAUUAUCGUGACGAUGUGAUUAUGUUUUCAUUGCAGACGCGGACGUGGUCACGACCAGAGAUCAGGGGCGAGGUGCCGGCGCGUUACCUUCAUUCGGCCACAGUGUACCGAAACAAAAUGUAUGUCUACGGAGGAUUCGCCAAAAACUCAAAAUGCACAUAUGUCCUGGAGGAGAUGAGGAUAUUGAAUUUGGAAACAUGGACGUGGUCAGACGCCUAUGCCGUGCCCGCACGCUACAACCACUCGGCAAGCUUGAUCGGCUCGAAGCUUUGGAUCUAUGCAGGAAAAGAUGAAGCCGGCAACACUGUCUCUGAUCUAUACUCAAUCGAUUUGGUGACCCUCAGGGUGCUCCCACACACAGGCAUCACUGGAAAGGUGGUCCUGCUUAAGUCUCAACACUUUUCAGAGUCAAUCGGCAACCAGCUAGUGGUGUUUGGAAAGUACCCCAACGAGGCCACACAGACGAGUCUCUACUGCCUCUGGAUAAUGGAUCUGGAUCAACUCGAGUGGCGGAAACUGGAUGUGGACCAAUGUCUCGAGAACGGUGUCUGGAAUUACUUUACCAUUGUCUCAAAGAAAGCGCAACAAACUCCACGGCUGGAGUCUGGCGAUGAUAUGGACUGUGGCAUGGACUUGGACGAGGAUGAAUCGGCUCCACGACUGGUCUUCCUUGGCAACACCGAGAAGGAUCGCCCUCAACCCUACGACCAUUUUCGUGAGGUACUCUCGAUCAAUGUCGAAUAUCUCGGAGUCUUCCAGAUCCCGCCCUCGAACCUGCAAUCCCAAAUGCGCAUGAUGCUUGACAAUGACGAGUUUUCGGACUUUACGGUCAUUCCCAAAGGAUCGUCUCGCAAGAUUCACGUCCACCGAAUGGUUUUGUCGACACGCUGGCCGCACUUUAGAAACAUGAAUGCGUCAGGGAUGAUCGAGUCGAAGCAAGGGUCGAUGACGCUUCCAGAGCCGUACUCGGUCGUGUACGCGUUCCUGUCGUUCCUGUACACGGACACUGUUAACAGCGAGCUGGAGUACUCGGUGGUCUGCGAUGUGAUGGUGAUGGCCAACAUGUAUCUUCUGGAGCGACUCAAGAAGCUUUGCGCCUCGAUACUGCACCGAUACCAUCUCCAGAUCGAAACAUGUGUCCGUAUCUUCCAAGCGGCGUGUGUCUCGCAGGAACAUGGACUCAAGAAGCUGUCUCAGGAGUUCAUCUUUCGACAUUGCGGCGCGGUCAUGAAGACGGAUGACUGGAUGUUGAUGUGGAGUGGAGGCGCAGAUGGUUCCUCAGGAGAGCAGCGAGCGGCUCUGGAAGAGUUUAUUGAUGGCGUUCCUGAGGAGGCUAUUCUGGAGACUGCACCUGGGUCACGACGGACUAGCGACGGCUAUGGAGCCGUUGGGUAUGACUCUGUAGCCAACUUUGAACCUUCCUUGCGAAAGGAUGUUCCCUAG
This is a messenger RNA of Linnemannia hyalina, 1710 nucleotides long. The record is from the annotation of a GenBank genome assembly. NCBI's taxonomy places the organism in Eukaryota, Fungi, Mortierellomycota, Mortierellomycetes, Mortierellales, Mortierellaceae.